AUUUCUUUCAAAGCAAACUCAAUAUCGCAAAGAAUGACUAGUGUUAGUUCAACAAGAAUAUCACUUUUUGAAGCACAACAAACUUUUAUUCAUGUAACAAAUAUAAUUCGAGUUCAAUGGCGUGCGGCACUUGGAGCAGCAUUCAUGUUAGUUGUUUACUCGACAAACUGGGCUCUUUACUCAUAUCAUAUGCCUCGUUUGGACGCAAAUAUUAUAAAGUCUGAUUGGUUUCAAGAAUGGAUGAAAUGUCUAGAGACUGGAACUCAAUCAACUUGCGCAUUUUAUGCCCAUGAUUACGUUCCAAGGUUCUAUAUGAUAAUAGUGAUAUUAGCGGUUAAUAGAUUUUGUGGUAUUGUAAUAUUUAUUCUUUUUGCCGGAAAAAGGAUUGUAUUUGUAGAAUUAUGGAACUUUAUAACAAAAACUCCAAGACCAGCAUCAAGUUAUUCCAUAUCAACUGAAAGGAGACCUUCCGUAAACGUAUCACGAACUCCUUCAACACGAAAAGACAAAGGAAUAUCUUUUUCAUCCUUUAUUUCGACAUCUAAAGAAAUACAGGAUGUAUCAAAUAAUUCACCUCUAUCGGCCUCAUUAAACUCAAAUUUAAGUACACCACCUUCUAUAUUAAUGAGUUCACAAGAAAAACACUUAUCUGAUUCUUCAAAAUUUCCAAAUUCGAGACGUCUUACUUUCUCUUCGUUCACUACUGAUAACAAUUAUUUAAUCGAACCUAUUAAACAUGAUAGUUCAUUAUCAUACGUUACAAUUGACUUGAUUGACGGCCAACGUCAAGAAAUGAUGGAAAAGAAUAAUGAGACAGCCUUGACAAUGCCUCAAGACAACAAUGAUACAUUGUAUUCUUCACAAUGA
Messenger RNA from Scutellospora calospora, 867 nucleotides. The record is from the annotation of a GenBank genome assembly. NCBI's taxonomy places the organism in Eukaryota, Fungi, Glomeromycota, Glomeromycetes, Diversisporales, Gigasporaceae.